Helianthus annuus (common sunflower) is the source of this 1416-nucleotide messenger RNA. RefSeq lists its product as uncharacterized. Bases 508 to 1101 code for a protein of 197 amino acids. NCBI's taxonomy places the organism in Eukaryota, Viridiplantae, Streptophyta, Magnoliopsida, Asterales, Asteraceae. Gene Ontology annotation, molecular function: RNA binding. The record is from RefSeq and is a predicted model, not a curated record. The transcript has 4 exons.
UUUCUUUUGUUUUUUUUAAUUAAAACUAAGUAUACACACAUGGCAAGGUUCAAUUGGGCAAAGAAAUCAAGUUCCGGCGUUUUUCAAAUCACGCCAACGUCCAUUUUUUCGCAAAUAACGCCGGAAAACGCCUAGGGGGCGGCACCGGGGCGUGAUCGGGCGUUUUCGGGCGAGAUUCCAGGCAGAAAACGCCCCACUACGUUCGGUCUUAGUAUCGGGUUAUGCAUACCCGGUUAUCGAAUAUGGGUCCAAUUUUUGUUGUCCGUAUAUAUAGUUUUAACCCGACAUAAAAAUCACUUAUCCAUCUAUCUCCAGGGUUUCCCCUCUCUCUCUCGCUCUGCUCUUUACGGAUCUUCAUAGAUCUUCAAAUCAUCGCUCGGAUUCAAGUAUUACGGUUCAGAUCUGAACAGUAGAUCGCCGGAAUAGCAUUGCCGGUAUCGCCGCUGCUGACGUCACACCAUCACCGAUCGAACUUCCACAGAUAAUAUCUGGCACUAUAACUACCUAAUGGAGCCAUCGACUGAAUACGUGGCGUUUGAAGAGAAGGUGAAGAAGACGAUUUACAUCGACAACUUAUCCCCUCAGGUCACGAAAGCCGUUUUAGAAAAUGCAAUCAAUCAGUUUGGGAAUGUGAAAGACGUUCAGUUCGUUCCCACGUAUUUCGCGUCUUGCGGUGUUUGUGCUGCGCUGGUGGAGAUGGAAUCAGCCAAACAGGCUGAAGAAAUCAUCUGUGAGAUGGGUGAUUCUCCUCUUAUGAUAUCCGGAAUGCCCAGGCCCGUGAGAGCCCAAAAAGCCCGAGUUGAAAUGUUUGAGGCCCGGCCCAAGAAGCAUCAGAGAACUAUUGUGUGCCGUUGGAUGGAUCCAAGUCAGCAAAACUUUGAGCUGGCGAAGAAGAUUAAGGAUCUGACGAAGAAACAUGCUGCUGAGGCUCAAUAUAUAAUGAAGCUACAACUUGAAGAAGAAGAAGAGAAGCUACAUAAACAGCAAAGCGAGACCCUGAAAACAAACUACAAGAAGUAUGAUCUGAUUGAUGGUGCGCAAGCAGAUGGAAAUGUGAAGCGUUUGAAAGCUGAAUAUGGGAUGACACUCAACGACCAAUGAUCUGAUGCUUCUAAUUUUCAUGGCGUAUGUAGCUUCAUAGAGUUUUGUGCAAGCGAUGGUUCAAGAGAGAUUUUAGGCUGUUUAUAUUUGUGUAUGCCGUUAGUAUGGAGAUUUUGGGAUUUUGAUUUUUAUAUCAUCAUGGGGUUUGAUACACCCCUGUUAACAUACUUUGAUGCACCAUUGUAAUGCGGUUUGGUGGACUGUUGGUAAAUUUGUGCAUAGAACUUGAUUACAACAGCACACCACGUAUUGAUUACUGAUUGUAAUGAAUUAUAUGGCUCAUCUGUGCAAACUUGUGAAUCGAACUGCAUGGCA